This is a messenger RNA of Cuscuta campestris, 3865 nucleotides long. The record is from the annotation of a GenBank genome assembly. NCBI's taxonomy places the organism in Eukaryota, Viridiplantae, Streptophyta, Magnoliopsida, Solanales, Convolvulaceae.
UAAAGCUGGAUAGGGAAAAGGUUGAAUUUUUUUUCUCAGAUCUAUUUGUGUGUGGAAAUUUGUGUGGUCCAAGUUGAGAUUUUUUCUGGUUUAUUGAAAGAAAUUUUGAGUUUUGGGUGAACCCUUUUUGCGGAAGCGCGUCUUGGUUCUUUCUCAGCACUGAAAUCAAUGUCUUCAGAAAUGUGCCGCCGGAGCUGUGGCGGCGGAAGUGGCGGCGGCGGGGGUAAUAGUUUUGACCCGAGCAACUUGCAUUUGAAGAGGGAAUUGACCCAAAUCAAGAAAGCUGCCAAGGCGCUUAGAGAUCCCGGAACCACCUCUUCCUGGCAGUCGCCGCUGGGCUCCUCUAGAUCCACGGCGGUGGCUGGUGAUAUACUGAACUAUACUUCCAAACACCAUUACUCCCACCACCACAGUAACUCUGGUGAUGCUUUCAAUGGAGCUCCAGAAGUUGCCUCUGCUAGUGAAAUCACUCCACAUCCGGCUUUUCGGGUUGAAAGAAAUGGAAAUCCAGAUAUUAGUGGGAAGGAGAAGGAUAAGAAGGUCUUUUUGUAUAAUUGGCGGUUGCAGAAAUCGGAGAGCGAGAGGAGUAAAAGGAAGGGAUUAGAAAAUGGAAGCCGGAAUGGAAACUGCUCGCCUACUACACCUGAAGAGAGCAUUGAUGAUAGCCUGAGUGAUGUGAGGCAUGGUGGCAAUGAUUCCAAGAGUGACACUUAUUUGGGUGAUCAUAGGUAUGGUUCAAUGAUCUUGAAGUGUAAAGACACCAACUUUAUGCCAUCCAUCAGAAGAAAUAUCAAGAAAAAAUCAAAGAAAAGUAACUUCUCCAGCUCCAUAUUGCAGAAAAAGCAAAUUUUUUCUGGUAGAAUCCCUAGAAGAUUUUCAGAGGGUGUGCCCGGCGAUUCUGAAGAUACAGAGGAUUAUUCUAAUUCCAAUGUAGAGGAGCUUAGGAGGUUUUCUGUAGCCUCGCCGUUGCUUGCUAGGUUGAGGAGUAGGAAGAACUGGGCUUAUAAGUUGAGAAACAGUAGUAGAAGAGAGGAUUCUUCUUAUUCCUAUAGUACCCCUGCUUUGUCAACCAGCUCUUACAAUAGAUAUGGUGUUAGGAAUCCACCAAGCACAGUAGGGUCAUGGGGUGGCACAACCCAAUCCAUAAACGACGGUGAUGAUGAGGUGGAUGGUCAGUUAGGGAUGACGAUGGGCAGGCAUGGGUGUGGGAUGUCUUGCUGGUCCAUAUCAUCCAGAAGGUCUACCCCAAAAUUAUAUUCGCCCUCUAUUUCAGACACGUUGAGGAGGAAGAAAGGGAGCACCUUUCUAUGUGGAAGCAGCCAUCAAAGAAGACGACGCGACAAGAGGAGACCUGGGUCGUGGGUCCCGUUGCUAACAAACGGAGGGUCAUCUAUGGGAACUGCAAGUGAUGAUGAUGAUGAUGAGGUGUCCACAAACUUUGGAGAACUUGAUUUGGAGGCAUUGAGCAGGUUGGAUGGGAGGAGCUGCAGAGAGCUAGUGGCAUUUGCUGGGGAAGAGGAUGAGGAAGAAGAUUCCCCUGAGAGUAUCAGAGGCCUUUGCCAGAAGUAUAGGCCAACAUUUUUUGACGAGUUGAUUGGUCAAAAUAUAGUCAUCCAAUCCCUAAUGAAUUCAGUUUCUAGAGGAAGAAUUGCUCCUGUUUACAUUUUUCAAGGCCCGCGUGGGACCGGAAAAACUUCAACUGCUAGGAUAUUUGCAGCAGCUCUAAAUUGCCUCUCGACACAAGAAGCCAAGCCCUGUGGGGGCUGCAGGGAGUGUGCAGAGGUCAUAUCCGGGGGCAAGUGUAAGAACCUUAGAGAAGUUGAUGGAACAAACAAGAAGGGGAUUGACAAACUCAAGUAUCUCUUGAAGACUCUCUCUUUAAAGAGUGUAGCUCGCCAAUCCACUUCAACUUCUUCUUCAGGGUGUAAGGUCUUUGUCAUUGACGAAUGCCACUUACUGCCCUCAAAGACUUGGUUGGCAUUUCUGAAGUUUCUUGAAGAACCGCUACCACAUGUCGUUUUUGUGUUCAUCACUACGGAUCUUGAGAAUGUGCCGCGUGCCAUAGUGUCCCGUUGCCAGAAGUACCUCUUCAAUAAGAUUAGGGACAGUGAUAUAGUGACCAGAUUGAAGAAACUUGUAACUGGUGAGAAUUUGGAAGUGGAACCCGAAGCACUUGAGUUGAUAGCUUUGAAUGCAGAUGGGUCACUUCGUGAUGCAGAAACUAUGUUAGACCAACUCAGUUUGCUGGGGAAACGCAUCACUACAUCCUUGGUGAAUGAUCUGGUUGGGGUAGUUUCGGACGAAAAACUACUAGAACUUUUGGAGUUGGCCAUUUCAUCUGACACGGCAGAAACAGUGAAACGGGCCCGAGAGUUAUUGGAUUCAGGCGUGGAUCCAAUAGUUUUGAUGUCACAAUUGGCUGCCCUCAUCAUGGAUAUCAUUGCGGGAACUCUACCUAGUAUUGAUGCAAAACCAACUGAUGUAUCAUCCUUUGUUGGAAAGAGUUUAUCUGAGAUGGAAGUUGAUAGGCUGAGGUAUGCAUUGAAGCUACUUUCAGAUGCAGAGAAACAAUUACGUGUCUCAAGCGAACGCUCGACAUGGUUCACAGCAACCCUACUACAGUUAGGUUCUGCUCCUUCUCCAGAUCAUCAAACUCAUUCUGGGAGUAGCCGGAGGCAAAGCUCCAAGGCUCCAAUGGAGGAAGAAGAUUCUUCCCAGAAACAGAAGGGACGUUCAAAGGCCAGUAAUAGAAUCUUGGUAGGUGAUGAGGUUGGACACUCAAAGGCUGCCGCUGCUCAAAACAAAUUGACGGUGUCUAGAAGAUGUCUGGAUACAAAUGUGUUGGAUGAUGUUUGGAGGAGAUGCAUCGAGAAGUGCCAUUCCAACACUUUGAAGCAGAUUCUGCAUACCCAUGGAACUCUCGUUUCUAUGUCUGAAAUCGAAGGAGUUUUUGUUGCCCACGUUGCGUUUCGGGACAAGGAAAUAAAAACAAGAGUGGAGAGGUUUCUGAGCAGCAUCACAAACUCAUUUGAGAAUGUUUUGCGAAGAAACGUGGACGUUAGACUCAUUCUGUUACCAGUGGGAGGAGAGGAGGGGACAGAAACACCUGCUUUGGAUUCAAGUACAAAGCAGACAGAUGAUAAUGCCACAAUUGGGUCUAAAGAGGGAAUGCCGGAGAUUCCAGUGCAGAGAAUAGAGUCCAUUAUCCAUGAACAGAUGCUAGAAACAGCAUGGUUGCAGGCAAUGGAAAAAGGCACUCCCGGUUCAUCAUUGAACCGGCUUAAUAAACCGGAGAGGAAUCAGGUUCUGCCCCAACAAGAUAAUGAAAUGCAUCAACCCAUGACAACGGCUUCCUUUCACAUGGAUGAGCAACUGCAUGAAGAACUCAAGAAUUUGAGGGUCGGCGGUGAAAAGAAGGUCAAGAAUCUGAAAGAACCGAGCAAUAAGAAGGUCGACCAUUGUCCCAUUUCACCAAGUUUCUUGCAUGAUACCGCGGGCUAUGCAAGCAAUAGCAUUGGCAAAGACAGCAUGGGAUAUGAAUCGGGAUCGGGAGCAUAUGGUUGCAGUGCGCUUUUAUGUUGGAAUAACACAAACACUCAAAGAGGGAGGAAGGUGAAACAUGGGACCCCGGUUCGCCCGAGCAGAGGGGGGCGUCUUUCAUGUUUUGGAGAGUGCGCAAAAGGGCGAACACAGAACAAAAGAUGAGAUGAAGGACAGAAUAUAACACUAGAGUUUUUCUGAAUCAAGAUUUUAUUCUUGUUUUUAUGGUUAUCUUUUUCUUUUUUUGUAUAUUUGUUAUUAUAACAUCCACAAUUCCACAACUAUUCCUAUUCUUUGAGCUUUGGAAUAUAUUGAAUUGAACAAG